Beta vulgaris subsp. vulgaris (sugar beet) is the source of this 2084-nucleotide messenger RNA. RefSeq names its product protein DETOXIFICATION 27. The transcript is spliced from 8 exons. The record is from RefSeq and is a predicted model, not a curated record. Bases 217 to 1725 code for a protein of 502 amino acids. Gene Ontology annotation, cellular component: membrane. Gene Ontology annotation, molecular function: antiporter activity; xenobiotic transmembrane transporter activity. Lineage: Eukaryota; Viridiplantae; Streptophyta; Magnoliopsida; Caryophyllales; Amaranthaceae. Gene Ontology annotation, biological process: xenobiotic detoxification by transmembrane export across the plasma membrane.
AGAUUCAGCCGUAGGCAUGUUUAAUGCAUAGUGGCAUUCAUUCUUCCUCCUUUUCCUUUUUUCGAUGUUUUUGGCAACUGCCAUCACCCUUUUCAUAACGUCUACGUGCGUCAUUUUUCUUCACUCUUUCUUGUUGUCUUCCUUAGAAAUCAAACCCAACUUAUAUUCCUACAAAUCAUCCCUCUUUUUUUUCUUUUCCUCUCCCAAAGACCAAAGAUGGAUCAAGAAAAUACCAGAAGUUCGAGAGAAGAACUAAAUCAACCUUUAAUAUUAUCAGAAAAAACAAGUGGUAAAAACUUGACCAUCAAAGAAAAUGAUAAAGAAGAUUAUAGAGAACUAGGAGCAAGAGUUUGGGAAGAAUCUAAGAAGUUGUGGCACGUAGCAGGACCUUCAAUAUUUAGCAGAAUUGCCUCUUUUUCUAUGAACGUCGUCACCACCGCCUUCGCCGGCCACCUCGGUGAUGUCGAACUCGCUGCACUUUCCAUCGCUAACACCGUCAUCGUCGGGUUUAAUUUCGGCCUCUUGCUAGGUAUGGCAAGUGCAUUGGAGACACUAUGUGGACAAGCAUUUGGAGCCAGAAAACUGUACAUGUUAGGCGUCUACAUGCAACGUUCAUGGAUAGUCCUCUUCCUUUGCUGCUUCUUACUCCUUCCUUUCUACGUCUUUGCAACACCGAUUCUCAAACUAGUGGGCGAGCCAGACGACGUCGCUGAGCUAUCAGGUGUAGUUGCCUUGUGGCUCAUCCCUUUACACUUCAGUUUCGCUUUCGUGUUUCCGGUGCAACGAUUCUUGCAAAGCCAACUUAAGACCGCGAUAAUUGCUUGGGUCUCAUUUGUAGCUUUUGUUAUUCACGUGAUCAUGAGUUGGCUUCUUGUGUAUGUGUUCAAUAUGGGCAUUAUUGGCCUAUGCAUUACCUUGAAUGUCUCUUGGUGGAUCCUUUUCUUUGGAGAAAUGGCUUAUGUUGCUUGGGGUGGUUGUCCUGAUACUUGGAGCGGGUUAUCUUGGCAAGCUUUCACAGAACUUUGGGAGUUCGUUAAGCUCUCAGCUGCCUCUGGCGUCAUGCUCUGCUUGGAAAACUGGUACUACAGAAUACUGGUCCUGAUGGUGGGUGGAUUAAAAAAUGCUGCAAUUGCGGUGGAUGCGUUAUCAAUUUGCAUGACAAUAAAUGGAUGGGAGAUGAUGAUUCCUCUUGCUUUCUUUGCUGCAACUGGGGUAAGAAUUGCGAAUGAACUAGGAGCCGGCAAUGGUAAAGCAGCAAAGUUUGCGACAAAAGUUUCAGUGAUAACUUCCACAAUAAUUGGACUUUUCUUUUGCGUAUUUAUCAUGGCAUUCCAUGAUAAAUUUGCAUACAUAUUCUCAGAUAGUGCUCCUGUCAUUGAAGAAGUUGAUAAACUUUCAUGGCUCUUAGCCUUUACUAUUCUUCUCAACAGCGUUCAGCCUGUCCUCUCAGGAGUGGCAGUUGGAUCGGGAUGGCAAGUAUGGGUAGCAUACAUUAAUAUCGGGUCCUAUUAUGUUGUUGGACUUCCUCUUGGAAUUGUGAUGGGAUGGGUGUUCAACACUGGUGUUGUGGGUAUUUGGGCUGGGAUGAUUUUUGGUGGCACUGCUCUUCAAACAUUGAUAUUAGGGAUCGGCACAAUAAGAUGCGACUGGGAAUACGAGGCACAAAAGGUAGUUGAUCAUGUAGAGAAAUGGUCCAGCAACCUCAGUAAAAUUGAUCAAGCUUAAAGCAACCAACUAAUUUUGGUCAAGUUGAUAAGAAAAGACAUGCAUGCGCUUUGCUCUGUGAUGCAUAGAUGAUUAAUGAAGGCGUUCGUGUCGGACAAAUACAUUAAUGCGAUUUUGGGGUUUACUUGAAGAUCAGCUUUUGCUAAACACAUAGAAAAGGCUUCAUUUUCUGAGUUACUAAAUUAGUUAAAUUUACAUAUUAUUUCCCUGUAAUUUGUAUGCCAUUAACAAAAAUUGUGAUGAUAUAAUUCAGUCAAAAAUUAUAUGACCAUUUGUUAAGUAAUCAAAAUGUAAUUUGAAUGGUGGACAAGUGAAAUUUCUAAAGUUCGUCCUAGUUAUAGCUAGUUAUAGUUCCCUCA